AUGGGGUUUAAGGAGCCCGGCGUUCCUUUGACUCUUCUCCUUUGGAUUACCGCUUCCUGGGGCUGCCUGCCCGGCUGCAAUGCCUGGGCUGGAGAAACAGCAGCGGCGGCGGCGGCUCGCCAGCAGGACGAGUUCUUCUCCGCCACCAGUAUUUAUGGAGCCAGAUGCAGCUCCAGGUGUCUCAGCUUGCAGAUUACGCGUAUCUCUGCCUUUUUCAAGCAUUUCCAGUGUUUGGAACCUUGCAAAGAGUCCUGGGAUCUGAAGAAAAACCAUUGCCAAAAUUUUUGUGAGCCUCUUUUCCCCAGGAAGAACUAUGAAUGUCUAACUAGCUGUGAGUUCCUGAAAUACAUCCAGUCAGUGAAGCAAGGAGACUGCCCAGCACCUGAGAAGGCCAGUGGCUUUGCAGCUGCCUGUGUUGAAAGUUGUGAGGCUGACAACGAAUGCUCUGGGGUGAAAAAGUGCUGUUCCAAUGGAUGUGGACAUACAUGUCAAGUGCCCAAAAAUCUUUAUAAAGGUGUUCCUUUAAAACCCAGAAAGGAAUUAAAAUUUAGUGAACUUCAGUCUGGACAGCUAGAAAUUAAAUGGUCUUCAAAAUUCAAUAUCUCCAUUGAACCUGUGCUCUAUGUGGUACAAAGAAGAUGGAAUUAUGGGAUUCAUCCCAGUGAAGAUGAUGCAACAAGUUGGCAAACUGUAGCACAGAUCACAGAUGAGAGAUUACAACUGACGGACAUCAGACCUAGCAGGUGGUACCAGUUUAGAGUGGCAGCCAUAAAUGUGCAUGGAACAAGAGGCUUUACAGCUCCCAGCAAACACUUUCGCUCCUCAAAAGAGCCAUCAGCUCCACCUGCUCCAUCUAAUCUCAGGAUUGCCAACUCUACAGUAAACAGUGAUGGAAGCAUAAACAUAAGGAUUAUUUGGGAUGUCCCAGAGGAACCUGAUAUUCCAGUCCAUCAUUACAAAAUCUUUUGGAGCUGGACUGUCAGCAGCAAGGCUCUUGUCCCAGCAAAAAAGAAGAGAAGGAAGACUACAGAUGGAUCUCAAAAUUAUGUGAUCCUUGAACACCUUCAACCCAGUAGUAAUUACAUGGUGGAACUGCAGGCAGUUACAUACUGGGGUCAAAUACGACUGAAAAGUGCAAAAGUGUCUCUCUACUUUAGUUCUACUCAGACAACUAUCAGCAACAAAGAAUGGACAUCUACCAUUGGUAAAGCAGCUGAUGUUUCAUUCUUCAAAGGAAGUAGACUUAAUCGUCUUCUUGAAAUUGGAGUCCCUUUUUUCGAAGAUGACCAACUUCAAGUGAAAGUCUACUGGAAGAAAACAGAAGAUGUUACCAGCAGGGAAGAAUAUAAUGUUCAGUGGUUCCCAGAAUUAUGUUCUUACAACAAUACCGAAGAGCCUGAAAAAUUCAAUGAUGUAACGUAUGAAAAUUAUAUAAUUCUUCAGAACCUGUCCUUUUCAUGCAAGUAUAAGGUUACAGUUCACCCAGUAAGAUCCAAUGGUCAGCUGAAAUCUGAAAGCAUUUUUUUUACGACUCCACCUUGUUCUGAUCUAAAAGGGAAAAAACACAAGUAUGUAAGCUGCGUAGCUAAAGGAGAUCCUGUUAUCUCAAAAAUAUUGGCAAAACCAGAGAAUCUUUCUGCUUCUUUCAUUGUUCAGGACAUUAAUAUUACAGGCCACUUUUCCUGGAAAAUAUCAAAAACAAAUCUUCACCACCCAAUGACAGGAUUUCAAGUCACCUGGGCAGAAGUCACUACAGAAAGCAGGCAAAACAGCUUACCAAACAGCAUUAUCUCCCAAUCACAAAUAUUGCCAGUAGAUCACCAUAUGUUGACAGUACCCAACCUAAGACCAUCAACUCUUUACCGUUUAGAAGUUCAAGUGUUAACCACAAGUGGUGAGGGACCAGCUGCAAUAAAAUCAUUUCAAACACCCAAUUUAGUGAUAUCACCACAGAGACCUCAUAUGAAGCAUCACCAUCCACGACACUACAAAUCACCCCCUGAAAAAUACUAAAUUGCCAUAAAUUAUUAACCAGCUGGAAAACGAUGCAAAGAAGUUCUUGAAAGACGACCAGAAAAAUGCAUCUUUAUUGGGUUAUGGAAUGAGCUAUUGUUUUAAUAAAUGUUUAUCAAAUAUGAAUUGUGUAUAAAUCUGUAUGAAAUGGAUUGAAAAAAGCAUGUUUGAACUAAUUUUGGGAUAUAGUACAGAAUAUAAUGCAAAGAUCAGCUGUAUUCGUAUUAUCAGAGCAUUCAUCAUCUAUGAAAAUGUAAAUAUUUUCAUAUAUAUCAUUAUAGCAAUUACCUGUUACUGUAGCAUAUGCUACAUGACAUCCUGCUUUAUCACUUCCCAUUAAUAUCUUUACAUAGCUUUUUAAAUAGAUUUAAACCAUCCAUUUAAACCUGAGUUAUCUGUGGCUGAUACAGGAAAAACAUAACAACAAUCCCUGUCCAUUUCAUGAUAUAUGAUAUACAUGGCCUAAUAAUAUCUAUUUAGUAAUUGAGUAGAAUUUCAAUAUUUUACCUAAUUUGCUUUCAGAAAUCCCAUUAAAUGGAGAAAGAUUCAUGUCCAUUUGAUGAAGAAACAUUAUCUUGUUUCCAUGAAGUAGACACAUUAACUUUUGAGGGUUUCAUUAAGGGGGGAUUAUUUUUCCUAAAUUAUGAAGAAAAAUGAUCAAACUGUUGUUGUUUUUCAUACUGGGAACUGAAACCAAAUGGAGUACUUAAAGCAACACUACAACACUAAUUGAAAUGUAAAUAAGUCUGUCUUAUAGCUACUAGUAUCAUUAAAUACUUCACAAAAUUAAUGAAUUUAAGUGAGGGUUGAGGUUAAGUUCUUUGAACUAGACUUUUACUUUAGAAGAAGUUUGUCAUGUGAGAUGUAGGGCCUUUUUACACCUAGGAGCUGCAAGAUGUUCCAUGACAUUUUGAAAUAUAGGAAGCUAACACAGUUUUCCAGCAUUUCUUCUGGACUACUUCUUUUCCAUUAUCACUUUCCACUCUCAUUACCAGGAAUUGCCUCAUGCUAGUUCUUGGGAGUCUCCCUUCUCAUCUGUUGCCACCAUCUUGGUAUAUCAUAGUAACAUUAAGAAGUAGCUUUCUUGGUUUAUGCAAAUAAUGGCCUAUUAUAAGGCUGGGGUGGUAGUGGAAAUGAAUGCUGGUAAGGGCAGAAUGAUGGAAGAAUAGCAGGUGAGAUUUUUGUACAUUCCCACAAAAAAACUCCAACUGGCAGAAGUUAAGUUCUAUAGAAAAAGCAAUUGAUACUGCAAAGUUAUGUGAGAAAGGAAGAGAAACUAGACAUUUUAUAGUUACCCUUUCAGUACUUGGCCACCAAUAAAGAUACGUUUGUCUAUCCAACAAUAUAUACACUGUAUAUCCCUCCCAGAAGGAGCUUGUUUUUCAUUUCACUACAGGAAUAUCUUUGUGCAAAUAGAAGGAUCUUUAUCUGAUUAUUCAGGUAAACUGAAUCCUCAUACAGGGAGAAGAUUGCAGGGCACGUGUUGACCAAGUUCAUGAUAUCAGAGUUAUUUUAUUAAAUAAUAAAAUAUUGACAGCAUCAAUUGAAUUAAGCUAAAUCUGAAAAUUUCCUGCGUCUUUACUUUAAACAAAACUUUAUUGAAUGACAUAAUGAAGUAUAGGAAACUUCAUGGACACACUUUAUUAACUAAACUGUAACCACAUGUUUUAAACAAUACAGUUUUAGAUCACACUUCAGAUUUAAUUUUCUUUUGUCUUGUUCAUUAGAAAAAAAUUAGCAUCCUCUAUUCUUAGAGGGACAUAUCUCUCCAUUACAUGCUUUGAUUUAUAUCAAGUGAAAGGAAAAACAAUGCUGUCCAUAACCACUGCAGUAGAAAAUUAAAGGGUAGAGAUACUUUUUUGCAUAAAUGUUUAAUCUAUAACAAUACAUAAUUGUCAUAAAUAAGAUUAAGAAUAUCCCUCUUUUUAAAGGGAAAAAAAAGGCCAAAUGUUUUUGAAGAGCAUAUAGGAAAACAGACAACAAUGUCUUUGAAUUAUUUCAGAAAAUUUAUGGUUCUUGUGAGCAUACUGUAUGUUCGACAAGCUUGUAUAUGCAGAUACAAUUAAGAGAAGAUUUGCACAUAUUCUUUACUUGCUACAUCUGUAAAGACUUGCAUGCAUAAAAUAUGCUUAAGAGUAUACAGUAUGGACUGGUUUUCAUUCAGAUAAUGGAAACCAACAAUGAAAAGACAUUUUAAAAAAGGUUCAAGUUAUCAAGAGGUAGUCUGUGUAUUCACUUUCAAUGUUUUUAUUUGUCUAAUUUCAAAAAAAAAAAACCACAACAAUUUUAUUCAAACAAAAAUUUGAUCCAAAUAAAGCCAGUUUGACUUUAGGUGUUCACGGUAUGCUUUAUAAAUUAGUUCAGUGUUUUCAAUGACUUGAUUGCUUAAAAAGCAGAAAUUGCCAAAUGCUGCCAACACAAUAGUGUUCGGUGCAAUCUGUUUCUUCAUUCAGUUGAAAACAAUUGUUAUAUAUGUGUGUGGGAAAUAUAUUGAAAAAAGCUGUUAAUCUGUUUCUGUUAAUCAGAUUUCAAAAACAAUUGUAUUGAAAACACUAAGAUUUAUCAAACUAUAUUAGUUCUCUUUUAUGCAAGAACAGGAUUUAAUUACAAAUAAAUCUUCAAAAAAUGUAAGAAUGGAAGUUAGUAACUUCCAUUUUAUUUCCUCUUAUUUUUAAAAAGGGCAUAUAAAAGUUGUGAUAACUUAUUUAUUUUAGAUCGCAUUACUUUUAUGUUAUUUGUCUUGAAUUUGUUAAGUAUUUUUAAAUCUCUGAUUAAUACCUGUGGACAUAUAAAUGUCAUAUAAGUUGUACAUUGUACUCCAGAUACACGCUUUUAAUGGUUGCAUUAUUUUUUAAGACUUCAAAUGUUUUUUUUUAAAGGAAAUUAAUGCUUCCAGGUGUUGUUGGAUCUAUAGGUUUUGCAUGCCAAAAAAUCAUAAUUCAGUUAGAGACAUGAAUUGUAUGACUGUUUACCUCUACUGAAUAUAGUGGUAAGGUACUGUUUAAAAAAUAAUUAAUAGAUUAUAUGUAAAAAUACUCCUCCCUUUUAUGUAAUUAUAUUGUAGCAUAAAGAAAACACAGCCACAUGUUUGCUAAUUCAGCUGACUGAAAAAUUACAUUUUUAUAACAGUCAUUUAAAAGUCAGUAUUUAUUUAUGUAAUACAAAAUAAUUAAUUCUGUGUCAUGUUAUUUUGGCCAAUGUUUCUUG
Molecule: messenger RNA, 5220 nt
Organism: Notechis scutatus (mainland tiger snake)
Lineage: Eukaryota; Metazoa; Chordata; Lepidosauria; Squamata; Elapidae
Source: RefSeq, a predicted model, not a curated record